Molecule: messenger RNA, 587 nt
Organism: Notolabrus celidotus (New Zealand spotty)
Lineage: Eukaryota; Metazoa; Chordata; Actinopteri; Labriformes; Labridae
Product: annexin A9-like
Exons: 5
Coding region: 189-503 (104 amino acids)
Molecular function (GO): calcium ion binding; calcium-dependent phospholipid binding
Source: RefSeq, a predicted model, not a curated record
UCUCAGACUACCUCCAUCUGUAAGAGUAUGUAAGAAGACAUAACGUCCAGGCAAUCUACAUCAGUGUCACCACAUUGUUUCUAUUCUUCUAGACUCUCUCUGCAUCUCUCAAUGCGAAAAAAGCAGAUCCAGGUCCAUGGAUAGACAUACUGACCUCCAGAGACUCCACCCAUCUUGACAAAGUGCUGAUGGGUCUGGAGGUGGAGACUGGACAGAUGGUGCAACAGGCUGUGGAGAAAUGCUUUACAGGAGAUGUUAAACUGGGUUUAAGCAUUUUAGUACAGUGCAUUGAAGCCCCUUAUAUCUACCUCGCCAAAAGACUUACUACAAUGAAGGCACCCAUGGUACAGGGGAUCUUGGUGUCCCACUGUGAGGAGGAUCUGCUGUGUAUCCGAGUUGCCUUCCUUAAAUUAACAGGAACUUCUCUCUACACGGCUCUACAGAGCAAGUUCAAAGGAGAUUAUCUACAAGCUCUGCUGGCCAUCUGUCGAUCAGAGGAUUAAUAAAGGCUAUGACAUUUGAAUUAUACACUUGUAUUCAUAUAUGUAUUUCUACCUUCUACCUGAAUAAAGUUAUAGUGCAAAAUA